Dentiscutata heterogama is the source of this 1404-nucleotide messenger RNA. Lineage: Eukaryota; Fungi; Glomeromycota; Glomeromycetes; Diversisporales; Gigasporaceae. The record is from the annotation of a GenBank genome assembly.
AUGGAAUAUUCAGAAGAUGAAAGUGAUCAAAAUGAUUACUUGGAAGAUCAUGAAAGCGAUGAUGAUCAAAUGCAAGAUGUUCAACUCAAUACUUCUAAUAAUUUGACAAAUGUAGGAAACGAAAAUGACGAAAGUGUGCAUAAAGGGGAUGCGCAUAAAGGAGAUGAAAAACUAGAAAAUUUUUCUUCAAUUUAUAAACCACCUACAAAUGAAGAAAUUCAAGGAUUAAAAGAGACAACAGACUUGUACAAAUCUAAUCUAUUUAAACUUCAAAUCGAUGAACUUUUAUCAGAAGUUAGUAUCGAUUUUUCUAAAACCACAAGUUUAGAAAAUAUAUUACAUAAAUUAAAAGAAAUAUUCGAAAAUAUUAAUGACCAACCUGACCUUUCGAUCAUAGAUGCAAAAUCUAUGCUAUUGAAAAAGCAUGAUAUAACCAUUCCAUUUCCCGACCCACAACCUUCCGAUGAUGUAAAAUACAAAUUUGGAUUUAAAAAACCGUCAGCAUUUUAUUUGGUUGGUAGUUAUCCGUUAAAGAGUGUUAUACGCAGCCGAAAUGGGUUUAAUGUGGAUGUAGUGGUCAUUAUGCCAAAGUCUAUAUUUCAAGAAAAAGAUUAUAUGAAUUACCGUUAUUUUUAUAAGCGCGCAUAUUAUCUUGCAGUAUUAUCUGCUACUUUACAAGACAAGGGUUUGGCAUUGAAUGUCAGCGUAGAAUUUGGCGCAUUUUUUGGGGAUAGGCGUCGUCCUAUAAUACUACUUAAACCACUUAAAAAUAAUUCUGAUCCAGACUUUUCUGCUCUUAAUUUUACCAUCCGAAUAUUACCUUGUAUUCCAAUGGAUCUAUUUUCAACUCAACGUCUCUCACCAUCCCGAAAUAAUAUUCGCCCCCAAAAUUUUCAGGAUUUAAGUCAAAUUCCUCAACAACAACAAUCCGUAGACUCACUUCCACCAACACCGCAAUACAAUUCCGCUAUAUUAAGAGACAUGUAUUGUGUUUCUCAUCUAAACUUGUUAUAUAAAAAUUCAAAAGAUUGUCCUGCAUUUAACGAUGCAUGUAAGCUUGCAAAAGUGUGGCUUCAUCAAAGAGGCAUAAGCGGUGAUGAAGAUGGGUGGAGUGGGUUCAACGGAUUUGUAUGGAAGAUGCUUAUGUGUUAUUUAUUACAUGACGGCGGUGUAAACGGAGGAAAGAAAUUAGCUAAUGGAUAUAGCUCUUAUCAGUUGGUUAAGGGAACUAUGGAUUUCUUAGCAAAUCAUGAUUUUAUCCGAAACCCCUUAUUUAUGAAUAAAUUGGAUGAAUCUGAAGAAUUUUCUGAAAAAUCAUUUACAGAAAACUUUGACGUUGUAUUUGUUGAUAAUUCCGGAAAAUUAAAUUUGCUAUGCGGAAUGACAAAAACUGCCCUUGAACAA